Amphimedon queenslandica is the source of this 1468-nucleotide messenger RNA. RefSeq lists its product as uncharacterized. The annotation marks the transcript as partial. Gene Ontology annotation, biological process: signal transduction. The transcript has 5 exons. Lineage: Eukaryota; Metazoa; Porifera; Demospongiae; Haplosclerida; Niphatidae. Gene Ontology annotation, molecular function: protein binding. The record is from RefSeq and is a predicted model, not a curated record.
AAGAUGGUAUUUGUUACGAAAUAAAGGUAUUCUUGUUCAACAACUUUAUCAAGAGGUAUGGCAGUCAAGUGGUAUUGAUCCAGAAGAAAUAAUUGAACUUUUAGUUCAUUUUCGUCUUGCAGCUCAAGUUCAAACUGAGCUUUAUGAUAGCAGAUUCAAGCAAUAUUUUCUUCCAGCAGUGCUACCAGGAUACACAGGUGACCCUAAUACAGAAGUACGACCUGGUUAUAAGCUAAGAGCCUCACCUGUACACAUUACAUUCUCCACUGGGCAUGUACCUCCUGGCUUCUUCACUCGUUUAGCAACUGCUAUUGCUAUAAAUCCCAAUGUUGAGCUCAAUUUUGAAAAUGAUUAUGCUUAUGCAGUACCUGCUUCCGGUUUUUUCAAUCGACUUCUGCAUCGAACCUCUGAAGUUGAAAUAAAAAGUAUCUAUCGUAAUCGUGUCUGCUUCUCUUAUGGUCAUCCUUCUGAUGAUUUUGUUCUCACUGAUGUUAAUGAAGCUAUUCAAGUUGACGUGUUGAGAUAUGUUCCUGAGAGUAGUCACCCUGUUCCUUUCAAAGCAGUUUGUCAAAGAAUAUUGAAGAUAUUAGAUGAAUGCUGCCAAAAGGUUGAAGAAACUCUUCACCAUGGUCAUCAUGCUGAUCAAUCAUCAAGAAAAGUACAGUAUGUUUGUCAAUGCAGUCCUUCCAGUGAUGUACAUUACAUUCAAGACAUUGAUGCUGAGAAGACAAGCUCUGAUCCUGUUUACUGCAAAAUGGAAAGAUGCCCUCGCCGCCUAACUGAUGAGGAAUCAGUGUGGUUUAAUGACAAUAUGUUGCAAGAAAGACAACUCCAAGAGAUUCCACCUUUGGAAGACAUUACCAUUAAAGAUGAUCACAAGUCGGCAAUUCAAAAAAUUGACUCAACUCCAAAAGACUCCCCCACACAGAUCAGUGAGUCCAAUGAUGAUCAACAUAAAGGCAUAUUGACUAUCAAGAAUCUGGUAGAUAUCAUACGAGUGUUAGAAAAAGGUUACUUUCAGAGCAAAAAAUGGUUUGAUCUUGGUCUCUACUUGGGUCUAAUUCAUAAUGAUCUGAAGACAAUUGAGGAUAACUAUCCACGAGAUGCUAAGCGAUGUCUCAGAGAAUGUUUAGCAAAAUGGCUUACAGAUGAUAUUGAGGCAACAUGGGACAAACUAGCUAUUGCUGCUGGUGAAGUAGGAGAGACAUCAGUUGCUGAAUAUAUAAGAUCAAGUAAAGAACUUUAACAAAUGACAGUAGUGUUAACAUUUGAAUAAUUAAAAUGUUUUGUAAUUAUUAGUGGUUUCUAUUCUUUUUUAGCUGUUGUUUGCAUCGCAUUAGUAUACAUAUUUUUUAUUAAGUAAUUGUUUGCUAUUUUGUUUCUUCAAGUUAUUGUUGAAUGCAGCACAAUGCUGGUGAAUAAGGAAGCAGUUCCUGUCACAAGUAGUCAGUGUAUAUUGAUAUUUCCU